CUAAUAAAAAAUUCACACAAACAACUCGUUAUCUUCUACUUUCUCUCUACCAGUUUAUACAUAACCACAAGUUCAUAACCAUGGUUCAUGAAAGAAAGAUCGUAGAAGAAGUUUCAGGCUGGCUCAGAGUCUAUGACGAUGGCUCAGUUGACAGAACAUGGACUGGUCCUCCUCAGGUCAAGUUCAUGGCUGAACCAGUUCCUGCCCAUGAACAAUUCAUAGACGGAGUCGCUGUCCGUGACGUGACCGUUAAUUCAAACUCUGGUCUUCGUGUUAGAAUUUAUUUACCGGAGACCAAUCUUGAAAGCAAUGAUAAUAAGCUACCAAUAAUCCUCCACUUUCAUGGCGGUGGUUUUUGCAUUAGCCAAGCUGAUUGGUAUAUGUAUUAUCACAUAUACACUAGGCUUGCUAGGUCAGCUAAAGCCAUUUGCGUCUCUGUUUUCCUCCGUCUUGCCCCUGAACACCGCUUACCUGCCGCCAUUGAUGAUGGGUUCUCUGCUCUGCUCUGGCUAAGUUCUUUGGCAAACGGCAAGUCGCAGGAGUCAUGGCUAAAUAAUCAUGGAAAUUUUAAUCGUGUUUUCCUUAUUGGAGAUAGCUCCGGAGGAAAUGUUGUGCAUGAAGUGGCUGCACGUGCUGGGCACAUGGAUCUGAGUCCGUUAAGACUCGCGGGAGCAAUUCCGAUCCACCCAGGAUUUGUCCGGUCGGAAAGGAGCAAAUCGGAGCUGGAGCAACCGGAAUCACCCUUUUUAACAUUAGAUAUGGUGGAUAAAUUUUUGGGUUUGGCAUUGCCAAUUGGAUGUAAUAAAGAUCAUCCAAUAACGUGUCCAAUGGGAGCAGCUGCGCCGAAGCUAGAUGGCCUGAAACUGCCGCCAUUUCUGCUGUGUGUGGCGGAGAUGGACUUGAUAAGGGAUACUGAAAUGGAGUACUAUGAGGCAAUGAAAAAGGCUAAGAAAGAUGUGGAGUUGCUAAUUAACCCUGGAAUGGGACACAGUUUUUACUUGAACAAGAUUGCUGUAGACAUGGAUCCACUUACAGCAACCCAGACUAGUGUCCUUAUCAAAGGGAUUAUAGAAUUCAUCAAGAAGCAUUAACAAUUAAUGUAUUUUCCAAAAAUUUCAGUCUUCUUAAUUAAUGUAUGUUAUGUCAUUGUAAAAGAAUUAUAAUCGAUGUAUGUGUUGAAUCUCGUAUUUCUAUCUUUGUCUACAUAUUAAUUUUGGACUUUUUGAAAA
Messenger RNA from Jatropha curcas, 1229 nucleotides. RefSeq names its product putative carboxylesterase 17. Gene Ontology annotation, molecular function: hydrolase activity. NCBI's taxonomy places the organism in Eukaryota, Viridiplantae, Streptophyta, Magnoliopsida, Malpighiales, Euphorbiaceae. The record is from RefSeq and is a predicted model, not a curated record.